AUGCCGUCUGUCAUCGGCAAGGCAGGACCUCCUGCAGAUCUUCGUCGCUUUAUGGAGAAGAGGCUCGACGUACACCUGAGCGGUGGGCGGCGCGUCGUUGGUGUAAUGAGAGGCUACGACACCUUUAUGAAUGUUGUUUUAGAUAAUGCAUUGGAGCUAAGGGGCCGCCCUGGGUCUAAACAAGUUGAAAGAAAUGAAUUAGGCAUGGUUGUUAUCAGAGGAAACUCAAUAUUAGAUUGGGAGUGCUUAGACAAAGUGCGCCCUUAA
Eimeria acervulina is the source of this 267-nucleotide messenger RNA. Its product is annotated as small nuclear ribonucleoprotein E/G, putative. Lineage: Eukaryota; Apicomplexa; Conoidasida; Eucoccidiorida; Eimeriidae. Gene Ontology annotation, biological process: mRNA splicing, via spliceosome; spliceosomal snRNP assembly. The transcript has 2 exons. The coding region runs from base 1 to 267 and encodes 88 amino acids. Gene Ontology annotation, molecular function: RNA binding. The record is from RefSeq and is a predicted model, not a curated record. Gene Ontology annotation, cellular component: U5 snRNP; SMN-Sm protein complex; catalytic step 2 spliceosome.